Molecule: messenger RNA, 2364 nt
Organism: Geosmithia morbida
Lineage: Eukaryota; Fungi; Ascomycota; Sordariomycetes; Hypocreales; Bionectriaceae
Product: involucrin repeat protein
Exons: 3
Source: RefSeq, a predicted model, not a curated record
AGCGUCGUCGUCGAUGCGUAUGAGAGAGAUAUCAUCAAUGGAUUCGAGAAGGAUAGGCCUCUCUACAAUGCUGCAAACCCCGAGCGCACACAGAGUUCAGCACACGUCGACCUCAAGGACCCCAUCCAGAUCCAUCUCCUGACCGAGACGGCCCUGUCCGACAGCAAGGAAUAUGAGAUCCUGUCGCAGGAGGAGAUUGACGGGCUCAAGAAGCAGUGUCAGCUGAUAACGCAGCGCAUCGAGUCCACCCGUUCCAACCUGCUCAUCCAAGCCAAGUACCGCGACGCCGCCGUGUCCAUGGUCCGCCUGUACUCGCCCACCCUCAAGGGUGACCAGGACGGCAACAUGGCCUCCUCGGCCGAGGACGACGCCCGCCGUGAGGAGGCCGAGGCGGAGCGCGAGGCCUGCGAGAGGAAGUGCGAGGACCUGGCCGCCGAGCUGUUCCAUCUGGAGAAGCGCAUCAUGGAGCCCAAGCGCCGCCUGCUGGAGCAUACCGCCGGCGUGCUGCAGCUCACCCAUCGGGGUCCCGGGAGGGGCAGGAGGGGCGGCCCCGACGGCCAGCCCGCCAACGGCGUCGUUCCGGGGAGCCCGGAGAGCAUGUACACGUACAACCAGAGCCGGAACAGCCUCGACGGCCCAGACGACUUCUACACCGACGACACCAGCUUCACCGGCAUCGAGCCCAUCGACACCAGGGGCCCCCGCAAGAACCCGCUCGAGAUCCCCCUCAAGUCGCCCAACCGCGAGAACAGCAACAUGCGCGAGAUGGACCGCCUGCGUGACGAGAACCGCGUCCUCAUGGAUGCCGUGGCCGAGAUGGAGGCCAAACUCGAGGGUCUCAACGGGUCCCUGCGUGAGACCAUUGUCCGCUUCAACCCGGAGGGCAACAGCGAGUUCGAGGGCCCGCCCACGGCCUCCCAGUUUGCCCUGGAUCAGCUGAAGCCCGGGCAGAUGCUCAGGAACCAGGUAGAGUACCUCGAGAGCGGGCUGGUGGCGGUCCAGGCCGAGCAGGAGACGCACCUAGAAUCGCGGAGCCUAGGCCUAGGUCUAGGCAUCGGCGGCGGCGGCGGCGGCGGCGGUUCGUCUGUAACGGAGCAGGAGCUCCAAUCCCUGUGGGACGUGAUACAGAACGGGUACGCCGCCAUCAAGACGCAAAAGGAGGACCGGCGCCGGGCGCGGGCAGACAAGGGCCUGGAGGACGACGAGUCGGACGAUGAGGGCAUCGACCUGUCCGAGACGUACUCGCUGGCCAACUUCUCGUCGCGGGUGCGGUGGCUGUACCGGCAGGCGACGGUGCUCAAGGACCAGCGGGCGGUGCUGCGUCGGCAGAUCAAGCAGCAGCGCGAGCUCAACAACAAGUCGGACGCCGAGAAGGACGCCGAGCUGGCGCAGAAGCAGGAGGACCUGGACCAGUCGGAGCGCGAGGUGGGCGAGGCGCAGAGGAUGCUCAGCGAAGCGCUGGAGGACCUGGAGCGGGCGCGCGAGGACGCGUUGCGGGCCAACGCCGCCGCCGCGGCCGCGGCCGACGCCACAACGUCGUCAUCGUCUGCCGACGCGGACAAGAUGCACGCGCUCGAGGAGAAGAUGGGGCUGAUGCAGCGCGAGCUGGACGAGACGUCGGGCGCGAGCGAGGACAUGCGGCGACGGCUAGCGCAGGUGGACGCUUCGAUCGGCAACCUGAGCGGGCAGCUGGACGAGGCGCUCACGUCCCGCGACGCGGCGGCGGCCGAGGCGGAGCAGCUACGGAUCGACGUGGAGAACCUCCGCGAGGAGAUUGCGCAGAAGACGGAGGCUCUGCAGGCGCAGGAGAGGGAGAACGAGACGUUGAGCCUGACAUGCGCGGAGCUCAAGACGGAGGUGACGCUGGCGCGGGCCGAGCUAGACAGCGCGUACGGGUCCCGAGCCGAGCGAGCCAAGGACCUGGCGGCGGCGCAGUCGCACAGCGAGGCGGACCGUCUGCGCGAGGAGCUCACGCGCACGGUCAUGGACCUCGAGAAGGUGACCAAGGAGACGAUCGCAUCGGAGCGCGAGAGGCUCGACAUCGAGGUCAAGCUCGACGACGCCCUGGCUGCCAGGUCCGAGCUGCAGGCCGAUCUGGCCUCGCUGCGGGAGCGGCUGGACGAAGAGGUGACCAGGUCCCGCGACAAGAUCGCCCAGCUGCAGGAGCAGCUCGACACGGAGAAGCUGCACGCCGGUCGGGGCGGCACCGGCAGACCGGGUGCCGGUGCGGCCGUGCUGAGCGAACAGUUUAGAGCGCAUAUGCGUGAGGAGAGGAAGAAGUAUCAAGAGGAUAUGAAGGAGGAACGGGCUCGUUACAGAAAACUAGAAGAGGAACUCGGUCGUAUCAGACGCGCUCAAGGACCG